GCCCAGUUUCAACACACACACAGCACAUCUUGAGUAGUUUAGACCCAGUCCGCAGCCUCAGAGAGAAGGAGAUACGUGUGUGUGUGUGUGUGUGUGUGUGAGCCCGUCUGUGUGAGCGCAAAGCUGUGUGACUGUUGUUUUUUUAUGUGAGCGUGAAGGAGAGCGCCCGUGAGUGUGUGUGUGCGCGCGUGUGUCGGAGUGUGUGUCAGUGUGCCGGUGUGUGAUGACUCUGUUACGUUAGCGAGUCGAGCGGACUGGAGAGUUUGGAGGCAGUUCUUUGUAGGAGUCGCAGGGAAUGGCAAACUAUCCUGUAACCCUGGAAACAUACGACUAAGGACAAUGGCUGAGGCUAUCUGCUGCACCCUGGGGAACUGUUCCUGUGAUAGUUUCAAACCUGGCAAGCUGAAGAGGAGGCAGUGUGAGCACUGCAAGCAUGGAUGGGUAGCCCACGCCCUGAGUAAACUGAAGGUGCACCACAUGUACCAGAGCAGUCAGGUGGAGAUAGUUCAUUCCAACGUGGUGUUUGACAUCUGCAGCCUGAUGCUGUACGGCACGCAGGCCAUCCCUGUCCGGCUGAAGAUCCUGCUGGACCGGCUCUUCAGCGUGCUCAAACAGGAGGAGGUCAUCCGGAUCCUCAACGCCCUGGACUGGACCCUGCAGGACUACAUACGAGGAUAUGUACUACAAGACGUGGCCGGGAAGGUGCUGGAUCGCUGGGCCAUCAUGACGUUCGAGGAGGAGAUCGCCACCCUGCAGCAGUUCCUGCGUUUCGGGGAGACCAAGUCCAUCGUGGAGCUGAUGGCCCUGCAGGACAAGGAGGGCCAGGCCGUGCUAGUGCCCAGCACCCGCACCAACUCCGACAUCCGCACGUUCAUCGAGCGCAGCGCCUCGCGAGGCCCCGCCCCCCUCACCGCCAAGGUGGAGAAGCUGAGCACGGCCAACGUGCACCACUUUGAGAACUUCAUCAACAGCAUGGCCUUCAUGCUGCCCUUCCAGCUGCUGGGCUCCGUGCCCGCGCCGCUGCUGGGCUCGCCACUAGGGGCGCUGCAGCCUGGGAUGUGCCAGGCGGAGCAGCCAGGCCAUGGGCGGGACCACCAUCUGUCCCUCCCCCUCCCUCCCACCGAGAGCAGCCUGGUGGGCUCCAGCUCCGCCUCCUUCACCUCGGACCUGGACCGGGGCGGGGACAACCCUCUGGACGGCCUGUCCGCCACGACCAAGAUGGAGGUGGAGGACUUCCCCACCAGUGACAACUACUCGGACGGGCCCUCCACGCCCUGCACCCCCUCCAUGAGUUCCGACCUCACCCAGAUGUCCCCCGACAGCAAGCUGAGGUCCCUGGACCGGAACGGGAUCGGGGGCGGGAUGGGCAGCCUGAAGAAGGGCCGGGUGUACUGCAGCGCCUGCGAGAAGACCUUCUACGACAAAGGCACGCUGAAGAUCCACUACAACGCCGUUCACCUGAAGAUCAAGCACAAGUGCACCAUCGAGGGCUGCAACAUGGUCUUCAGCUCGCUGCGCAGUCGCAACCGCCACAGCGCCAACCCCAACCCGCGCCUGCACAUGCCCAUGAACCGCAACAACCGCGACAAGGACCUGCGCGGCAGCGUGUCGGCGGACGAGAGCUCCGAGGGGGACAAGCGCUCCGACUACGGCCCGGCCUCCCUGCCCGUGUCCUGCCCCGACGCCCACAAGUCCGUUCCCAGCUACAUGGUGAGCCAGCUGGACAGCAGCCCCAAGCUCCACGCCAGCGCCUUCCCCAGCAUGGGCCAGAGCGGCAUCCUCUUCCCCAACCUCAAGACGGUGCAGCCCGUCCUGCCCUUCUACCGGAGCCUGGUGAGCCCUGCCGAGCUGGCCCACACCCCAGGCACCCUGCCCUCCCUCCCCCUCCUCUCCUCCUCCAUCCCCCUCAAGCCCAGCGCCGCCCCGGACGUCUGCGUGGCAGAUCCGGUGCCCAAGAAGAAGUCGCGCAAGUCCAGCAUGCCCAUCAAGAUCGACAAGGAGCUGGUGGAGAGGGAGGGGGGGCCGGGCGAGGGCUGCAGCUCCGACGACGAGUCGCCCCUCCAGGGGGUGGACGCGGACGAGGGCGAGCUCAGGGGACGGUACGCGUGCGAGAGGCAGGCGGGGCGAGAGAGGCCCAGAGAGAGGGAGGAGAGAGGAUUCUACCUGUCCGGAGAGAGGGAGAGGGAGAACACCAAGCGGCCAUCGGACCACAACUCGGACAGGGAUGUGUGUCUGGACAGAGAGGAGGAGGAGGAGGAGGAGGAGAGGGGGCCGAGGCAGGGAGAGACGGGCGUCAUCACCUGCGCCACGUCGCCGUGCAACAACAAGCUGAGGGAGAACCACUCCCUCUCCCUCAGGAGGGAGCGGGCGGAGACCCCGCCCGGCCCAGAGCCAGCCGAGAGGGAGGAGGGGGAGUGCGUGAGCUCGCUAGGCCCUGCCGAGCUGUGCGACUCUGGGUGCGACGAGCGAGACCAGGGCCCCCCUAAAGGCUCCGUGUUCAGACAGUCCGAGAGCCAGCGAGCGGGGCCGGAGGGCUGCAGGGAGGAGCUGGCUCAGCUGGACCCGGACGGCGUGUGUCUGGACCGGGACGAGCUGCCGCACCACUGUGAGAUCUGCAGUAAGAUCUUUAAGAACCCCUACAGCGUGAAGAUGCACUACAGGAACGUCCACCUGAAGGAGAUGCACAUGUGCUCGGUGGACGGCUGCAACGCGGCCUUCCCGUCCCGCCGGAGCCGAGACAGGCACAGCGCCAAUCUGAACCUCCAUCACAAGCUGCUGACCAAAGACCCGUACGGCUCCCUCCCUUCCUCUCUCUGCAGGGACGGCCUGGGCCUGGACGGACGCCAGGACCACAGAGAUGCCGCCGGCCAGACCUCGGUCAUCUUCCGCGGACACAACCGCAUGGGCCUGGUGUUCCCCAUGAGCAAGAUGGCCGAAAUGGCCGAGAUGUCUCCCACGGCGCUGGGCGGAGGGGGACUGGAGGACGGGGCGGUGCUAGACCUGAGCACCUCCUCCUUGGCUCCCCCCGCGCUGCCUCCUCCUCCUCGCAGCGGAGGCAGCGCCUCCUGGGACUCCGACGGAGGAGGAGGCAGCGAGGAGGGGGAGGGGCUGGAGGAGGAACCCCUCCCAAUGGAGGAGGACAGCGAUGAGAGCUACGACGGGAUUGGGUUAGGAGGACCGGGGGGGGAGGGGCUGGGGUUGGGGCUGGGAGGGGAGAGGACCCUGGGUUGUGUUGGGGGGCAGGGGGGAGGGGGCCAGGGGGGAGGGGCCAGCUCGCCCAUCACCUGUCACAUCUGUCAGAAAGUCUACAGCAACAAGGGCACUUUCAGAGCCCACUACAAGACUGUGCACCUGCGGCUGCUGCACAAGUGCAAGGUCCCCGGCUGCGACACCACGUUCUCCUCAGUCCGCAGCCGGAACAGACACAGCCAGAACCCUAACCUCCACAGGAACCUGGUGGUGAGCUCUGCUCUGGAACAGGAGUAGGAACCUCACAGGAACUGUGUCCUUUCAUUCACCUGAACACAGGCUUGCCAGUCAGCACUUUUAUAAGAAUUACAUUCUAUUGUUAUUGUUUUGGGAAAGGGGUGGGGGGAAAUUCUGGAAUCAAUGUCCCUGUUUUACCACUGCUUCCUCUGUUUGAAUAUGUUCAAAUAUCCCUGGUUUGUUCAUGGGGCAUCUUGAUUUUCCCUUCAUGGUUUCCAUGUAAAGAUUGGAAUUUCAAUUGUUUAUUUUUAUGUGCUUGAAUCUUACCCAUAGUUUUUUUUUAUAUACAGUAUAUGUUGCAAUACAAUGUUAUUUCAUUGUUGACACAGAGUUGAUCAAAUCAUAUCUCAUGUAACACAUUUCAGGUCCUACCCAAGGCUUUAUUUUUACCAUCGAUCUUCAACUGCACACCUCAGUUUCUCUCUAGCUCUUUAAUUUCUAUGCACUUCUAACACAGUUACAGUAGCUUAGCUGACAUCCUUGUUUCAACCUCCAGUCACAUUUCCAUAGCAACACAAGAACUGUUCAGGUGUCCCAAUGUUCCAUCGGCUGUAUUAAGUGAGUAGGUGUUAUUGUAUGGUAACUUAUGGUCCACUUGAUAUCCACAUUUUCCCUGUGAGUUGAAGCGUAUUGUUCCAAUCAAAAGUGGUUUUCUAGACAUUUCUUUGUAGACAUUUCUAGCGUGUCGUUUGUCUAUUUGGAGUGUGGUCUUUGAGAAAACGUAUAAAACCUUACGUGUCGUGAACUUGCUCAAUAAGUUAUUGUGUGAUGUCGUGUAUAUGUGAUUCUGUUCCUUCAGCCCUUGCUGGUCUGGUUGUUGCGUAUUCUAAUGUUGACCAAAGAUUUCUCAGUGCCGAAGCGCACGUUGAAGCCUCAUGUAGCCAUGAGGUAGCAGUAUUAAGCAGACCUUACAGCCUUCUCACUCUACACCAGGAAACACUGGGAGGCCGACAGCAGUAUUUACACCUGGCCAAUAGCUUAUCAGUUAUGUGAAGAACGUUUACAUUCUCCCUGGUCUUUUUGUAAACAAUAUCCGCUCUUGUCGUGGACUCGACGGCACUGCCGCGUCGAGGCGUGUCCUGCACAGGCCCAGUAGUCAGGGGUGAUUUAUAAGCAGUCACUGUCUUCAUGAUUUGAGCGUAUGGUAUCGUACUGUGAACGAGUCGAACACUGAGAAAAUGAAAACAUAGUUAACUGUAACAAGGACCUGACGUCUAAGCACUCCCAAGAAACAUCAUGGUACUACAAAGUUUAUUGAAUUGUACAUUCUGUGAAUAGAGUAAUUUGUAAUCUGAAAUAAACCAAAAAACCUAUAUUGUAUCAAAUAGGCUCAUUUUACUGGACAUAUCAUACAUCUUCAACAAUGAUUUUUGAAAAUGAUGUCCAAAGUCUAUUUCUCUGAUUAUUUCACAGUAUGGUUUAUUGGUCUAAGUUUGCUUUGUACUUCGCAUUUAUAUUUUCAUUGUGUAUUUAAUGACAUUGAGCUAGAUUAAAGAUCCAUUUCUUUGUGAAGUUGUUUGAAUUUGUAAAAAAAAAAAAAGAAGCAAAAACCAACAUGGUAGAUGUUAAUGUUUUUGAUUUAAUGUUACAAUAUUCAUUCCUACUCAAUAAAAA
This is a messenger RNA of Osmerus eperlanus (European smelt), 5100 nucleotides long. RefSeq names its product basonuclin zinc finger protein 1 (gene bnc1). Lineage: Eukaryota; Metazoa; Chordata; Actinopteri; Osmeriformes; Osmeridae. Gene Ontology annotation, biological process: regulation of transcription by RNA polymerase I. Gene Ontology annotation, cellular component: nucleus. The coding region runs from base 340 to 3486 and encodes 1048 amino acids. The transcript has 5 exons. The record is from RefSeq and is a predicted model, not a curated record.